AUGCAACAGGCCUUAAUACAAACAAUCGAGCCCGAGGAAGUUCGAAAACAUGGCGUUUCAUUCCCUCAUACUGCCCAUUGCCUCGCUGACGGCAACAUUAUGAUCAGCACACUAGGAGAUGAACAUGGAAAUAACAAAGGCAAUUUCCUGCUGCUUGAUGGUGAUACUUUCGAGCCAAAAGGUUGCUGGCUUGACUCCGAUUCCAGCGUUCCUUUCAACUACGACUUCUGGUAUCAGCCACGUCGAGAUGUGAUGAUUUCAACCGAAUGGGGCACACCCAAUGUUAUCAAACAAGGAUUCUAUCCCAAGGAUGUUGUGAAAGGUCACUACGGGCACUCUGUACACAUUUUCAAAUGGUCAACACAUGACAAAAUUCAAACAAUCGACCUGCCCAUGACCGAUGGAGCUAUGUGCUUGAGACUAGGUUUCUUCACGAACCUACAAGUCCGUAUGCUUUUGCUGGAACAACUCUCGGCUCAUGCGUAUUCCUUUUUCAUCCCGAUCAAAUUUGAUCGAUUCAUCAAGGUUACGUAUAUUGAUUUUCAGAAGUUCGCUUCUACAAAGUAUGAUGCUAAAUGUGUUGUGAAGGUGCCAUCGAAGAAGGUCACUCUCAAGUUCACAAAUUCCGUCGCAAUAAAACUAAUUCAGGUGGAAGGUUGGCUUUUACCAGAAAUGCCGUCGCUUAUCACCGACAUCAUCAUCUCGAUGGACGACCACUAUCUCUAUAUCUCGAAUUGGAUUCAUGGUGACGUCAGACAAUACGAUAUCACUGAUCCCGAGAAUCCUCGCCUGAAUUCACAGAUCUUUCUCGGGGGAAGUAUUCAUUCCGAGAGCGGUGUGAAGAUCGUUCACGACGAAGAGCUGACGGAAGCACCUCCUGCACGAUACGUGAAAGGGAAACGUGUCGAAGGUGGGCCCCAAAUGCUACAACUUAGCCUUGACGGCAAACGUCUCUACGUGACGACGUCUCUCUACAGAAAAUGGGAUGAACAGUUCUAUCCGAAUCUCGUGAACAAGGGAGCUAUGAUGCUUUGUGUUGACAUCGGUUAUGAUGGUCAGAUGACGCUCAACGAGAACUUCCUGGUAGACUUCGGAGAAAUGGAAGGAGGGCCCUAUCUUGCCCAUGAGAUGCGCUAUCCCGGUGGAGACUGUACUUCUGACAUCUGGCUCUGA
Messenger RNA from Ostertagia ostertagi, 1173 nucleotides. The record is from the annotation of a GenBank genome assembly. Lineage: Eukaryota; Metazoa; Nematoda; Chromadorea; Rhabditida; Trichostrongylidae.